ACAUAAUUAUUCACUGCUCAUUCAAAUACUUCCUUGUUUUGUGCCCACCUUCUGGGAUAUGCCCCAAUAUGUCUCCUCCCAUUAACUUACAGAACUGUCAGAGAGAAACCAGGAAAUAGUACUAUAACUACUUGCAUCUACUGUACUUGUUGACGCACUUACCAAGAAACUCUAUAUAUAUGAUAGAAAUUAAAUCUACAGCAUCUACUAAGGAGUACAGUAAGGAAUACAGGGGGAACUGGACAUGCUAAUAUCCUGAGGCUUCAACUGCUGACAGGAUGAAUUCAAAGACAACAUGGCUUUUCGUUCAGCAAAACACGAUCUGACUUGUCCGAUCUGUUCUGACAUCUUCAAAAAUCCGGUGGUGCUGUCCUGUAGCCACAGCGUCUGUAAAGAAUGUCUGCAGACCUGGUGGGCGGAGCAACCUAUUCAUUUCUGUCCGUUGUGUAAAAGGAGGUCUUCUAAAGAUGAUCCUCCAUUUAACCUGGCACUGAAGAACCUGUGUGAAGCCUUUUUACAAGAACUUUCUGUAGAAGAGAAAUCCUCCGUCCAGUCUGAGGAUCUGUGCGUUCUGCACUCUGAGAAGCUCAGGCUCUUCUGUCUGGACCAUCAGCAGGCGGUUUGUGUCGUCUGUCGAGAUUCAAAAGCCCACGAAAAUCACAGAUUCAGGCCCAUUGAUGAAGCAGCGCAGGAAUACAAGAAAAUGCUCAGGAAGGCACUGAAACCCUUAAAGGAAAAGCUGGAGCACUAUAAUGAAGUAAAGUUUAGCUGGGAUCAAACGGUCGAACACAUCAAGGCCCAAGCUCAACACACAGAGAAGCUGAUUAAGGAUGAAUUUGGGAAGCUUCAAGAUUUUCUACGAAAAGAAGAAGAAACCAGGAUCACAGCCCUGAGGAUGGAGGAGGAGAAGAAGAGUCAGGUGAUGAAGGAAAAAAUCACCACUCUGAGUAAAGACAUAGUAGCUUUGUCAGAGAAAAUUAACUGCACAGAACAGGAACUGAAAUCUGAAGACAUCACAUUCCUGCAAAACUACAAGGCUGCAGUGGAGAGAGUCCACUGGCGUCCUCUGCUGGAGGAUCCACAGCUGGAAUCAGACGCUCUGAUAGAUGUGGCAAAACACGUGGGCAAUCUGGGUUUUAACAUCUGGGAAAAGAUGAAGGAGGAGGUUUCCUACAGUCCUGUGAUUCUGGAUCCAAACACAGCUCAACUAAACCUUGUUGUUUCUGACAAUUUGACUAGUGUGAGAUUUAUAGAAACAGAUAUAUAUCUUCUGAGAAACCCAGAAAGACAUGAGUGCUACUUCUCUGUCCUUGGAUCUACAGGCUUUAACUCCGGGGCUCACGGCUGGGAGGUUGAAGUCAAUAACAAUGGUAAUUGGGCAGUGGGUGUGAUGGAAGAGUCUGUGCAGAGGAAGGGAGAGGUUCUGACUGGAUACUGGGAAAUAUGGUAUCUAGAUGGUAAAUACAAAGCCUACGCUCCGCCAUAUACAGACAAAGUUUUGUCAGUUAAGUCUCCAGUCCAAAGGAUCAGAGCACAUCUGGAUUGGGAUAGAGGAAAAUUGUCAUUCACUGAUACGGAUACAAAAACACACAUAUACACUUUCUCACACACUUUCACUGAGAGGAUGUUUCCCUUUAUAAACACGAUAAAUAAAGUGCCACUGAAGAUUGUACCUGGUAAAGUAACACUGAACUUAGAAAUGUAGACAUUCAUUAUGGUCUUCAGGAUAGUCUUUAUGCCCGUGUACUGCUUUCGUUACCACUUAUUUUACUGUAUGUACAUGCUGUAAUAAUUACUACUUAUUACCUAUUAUUACUUAUGUUAGUAGUUUAACUUCAAAGAACAUAUGAAUGUUUUCUUAGUGAGUGGGAAAGUGGAUGAGACCACCCGCGGAGGGUGAGAGUAGAGUGGUAUAUAUAUAUAUAUAUAUAUAUAUAUAUACUUCCAGACUACUUCCAGAUACAGACAGACAGAAUGGUAAUGGCGAACCAACCAGACAUUGUGGUGGUGGACAAAGAGCAGAGGAAAGCCGUAGUGGUGGAUGUGGCAAUAGCAAGCGAUGGCAACAUCAGGAAAAAGGAACAUGAGAAACUAGAGAAAUACCAAGGGCUCAGAGAAGAACUGGAGAAGGCUUGGAAGGUGAAGGCCACAGUGGUGCCUGUGGUGAUCGGAGCACUAGGGGCUGUGACCCCCAAACUGGAGGCUUGGGGGUCACAGCCCCUAGGCUAAAGGCUUCUCUGCUUCUCUGCCUAUACAGUAACUGGAUAGGGUGGAACAAGUGAUAGAGGCUGUAUCAUGUUGCAGAGGUCUAAUAUGCAGUAAUGAUUUAAUCCCAAUGUGUGUGUUGUCUACAGUGCUAUACAACACAGGCUCACAUUCACAAUGUGUGUAAUGUGUGUUAUUAAUGAUAAAAACUAACCUUCUCUUCAAUACACAACAUAAACAUACAUUACGUGUCUCUAACAUAUUAUGGAAUUUCACAUCUGUGAAAUUUUGGUUGUCAAAGUAUUGUUUGUUGCUCAACUGGGAAUAGUUACAAAACACCCACUGACCAUUUCUUACAUACAAAAAUAAAUUAAAUUCAGUUCAGCUGCUCUUCCAUUAUUUUCGAUUAAAAGCAUGUUCAAGCAUGGACUAAGUCAGUUGAAGAAAAAGCUGAAAUGCAUUCUCUUGUGUAUGUGCAAACUUACGUGCGUUGGUAUAUCAACUGCUUUUACAUGUUUGAACAAACAAACAAAUAAAUAAAAUCAGUUUUGUUUAUAUAUGCAGCACCAGUUCUAAUCAUCUUGAGGCACUUUACAAAGUAGGUUUAAGGCCUUACAGGAAAAUAUAUUGUAUCAGAUAGAAUUAGAUUGUGAAGGUGAAGCUAAGGAAAUGGUUGUUGUGUCCAGAUAAAGGAAAGUAUUUUUGAGGUAACAGAAAUAAAAAA
Molecule: messenger RNA, 2929 nt
Organism: Betta splendens (Siamese fighting fish)
Lineage: Eukaryota; Metazoa; Chordata; Actinopteri; Anabantiformes; Osphronemidae
Product: zinc-binding protein A33-like
Exons: 2
Coding region: 296-1705 (469 amino acids)
Molecular function (GO): protein binding; zinc ion binding
Source: RefSeq, a predicted model, not a curated record